Molecule: messenger RNA, 750 nt
Organism: Diaporthe batatas
Lineage: Eukaryota; Fungi; Ascomycota; Sordariomycetes; Diaporthales; Diaporthaceae
Exons: 2
Coding region: 1-750 (249 amino acids)
Source: RefSeq, a predicted model, not a curated record
AUGUCUUCAGAUACUCCCAACUCGAACAACACCACAAACUACUCCUCCUCCAGCUACAACCAGAAGCCUCCUUCACCCCCGCCCGCCGACAUGCAGCACAACCGCCGUGGAUCCGUCACCUCCGCUGCCUUCGCCAACCUCUUCCAGCGGAGCAACUCCACCACCGCCGGAACCCCUGUGUUCCCAGGUGCCAUCACCUCUGCUGCCAUCAACGAGCAGCGCCGGAGACUCUCACUGUCCACAACCUCCCUCGGGCUGUCCGGCACCUCGCCCACUGGCAACCCUGCCUUCAACCGUCGAGCCAGCUUGUCCACAAACAACUCCGACUCGGUCGACGAGAAUGCCAUCGAGGAGGAGGACUACCCCUCCGCCUCCCGCACUGCCCCUGUCUCCCCGUUCACUCGUAGGAUGAGCUUUGGGGCACCGGCAGCCAUGCGUCGCCCUGGUGGCAGCCCCGGAACAGGCAAUGACCAGGGCUUCAACUGGUCGGAGCAGCUUAGGUCUCGUGCCGAAAGCACUGUCGCCUCGGGCCAGCGCCCUUCCUUCUCCUUCGCCUCGGGCAUGACCGGCUCUCCGCCUCGCACUGGCGUCGUCGCUCCCCCGAGCACCCAUGACCGUAACAGGUCUGUCUCUGAGAUGCCUGCUCCGCCGGCCCAGACACCCAAGCCUCGGUCCCCACCUCGGGACACCAGGCCCAAGCCCGACGCCUUCCAAGAGCGCAUCCUGAAGGGUGACUUCUACAUGGACUGA